Molecule: messenger RNA, 6425 nt
Organism: Haplochromis burtoni (Burton's mouthbrooder)
Lineage: Eukaryota; Metazoa; Chordata; Actinopteri; Cichliformes; Cichlidae
Product: SRY-box transcription factor 13
Exons: 14
Coding region: 1855-3843 (662 amino acids)
Biological process (GO): cell fate commitment; regulation of transcription by RNA polymerase II
Cellular component (GO): nucleus
Molecular function (GO): DNA-binding transcription factor activity, RNA polymerase II-specific; RNA polymerase II cis-regulatory region sequence-specific DNA binding
Source: RefSeq, a predicted model, not a curated record
AAUAUUUAAAAAAAUAAAUAAAUAAAAAAAUCCAAGACCAAAACAUACUCUCACAAAUCUUUGAGACCUCAUCUCUCAGCGUGAUCUUACAAGUGUUCAGUACAAGUGUUGUGUUGGACGGCCUUGAAAUGUGAUUGAAAAGCAGCUUUUGAAUGUGAAAGCAGCCAGGUAGUGUUGAAUAAAAGUGACUUAAACUGUUGGAGAUCCAGAGAAGUAGAGCUUGAAAAGGUGUGUAAGUCAAGUAAAACUGUGUGCAUGUUUGAAAUUCAGGAGUUUAAAGUGUGAUUUGCAAUUGUGAGACAAAUUGCAAAGGAAUGCUCACAAUAAGCUGCAGUUUUUUUCUUGCUCACCUGACAUCAUCCCCUGGUUUCUAGAGUGUGAAUUUUUCAUCCUUAGGCCAUUGAGAUGUUUAUUUUCUUUUUCUCAAGUCAGGGAUGAUUAUAUUUAGAUGAGCAGACUGAGUGAUAAAAUUUCUGAAAACACUGCCAUGCAUCCAUAAGCUGCAUGAGUGCAAACUUUCUAGAUACUCUUUACCUCACAUCAAGUCAUAAUACACUAUAUGGACAAAGGUACUGGCCACUCACAGGUCAUGAAACAUGGCGUGUUUACGAUGCACCUCAGCAUAAUGGCUUAAUGGCUCACUUUGGCUGUAGUCGGCGCCUAAUGUAAAGAAUAAAGUAACAUGCCUGACGGGACAAGUAGAACAAGAACUAUUCUGUGCUGGGAAAUAACUGAGUAUCCAGUUCCUUUGAGGUUGAAUCCCCACCAGCACCUUUAACUGUUUACGCUGACAGACACAUGGCAUUGCAGAGGUUCCUAUUAACGACACAUUUUCUCUUCACAAUGACAAACAUCAUCACGUUGCUAUAUGGAGCACAUGGAACGGCUUCUUGUUAUGUUUCAGGAGAUAAUUAGUGCUCGGAACAAAAGAGGGCAAGUAAAAUCAUGUAUGUCUCCCAUGUAACCUUUGUGGAACAUCAUAAAGGUGCGUUUGCUUACUUGUAUCUAUUUACAACAUAGUUGACUAAACAUUGUUACCUCACUGAAGCUUUACUUAUUUUCUUCAAAAAACUACUCUCGCAGCGCUGCCAAACUGGUUGAUAUUGUAUCUCGCAUCACACCAGAAUUCCCUACAUUUUCAGCUUGAGUGUGUCCGAUCAGAUUACCUCUGCACUAUACACCACUGUGCACUUACGGCAACUAAUUGUGGAGCUCCUUUCCCCACUUGCACGCAGGAGUCAGAGACCAAACUACAUCCAACAAUGUAAAAUGAGAGGUAACAGUGAGGGAGGGGGCUUUAUAAUACUGCAUUGUACAUCAAAAUGUUGAAAUUUGUGCUUUAUCAAAUGAUCUGAUCACGAUAAAGCAAUCGGAGCUUUGAUUAAAAAGUUUUUGGUAAAUAGUAGGGUAAAGAUUUUUUUAAAGAUUUUUUUUUUUUUGCUUCGUUUUAAAAUUGUUUGCUUGUCUCUUUGAUUCGUUGUGACCGGUUGCCUUAUUCCCUUACCUUUACAACCACCCACCCAGCAUUUUUCUGUCCCCCCACCCCGCCACACAUCCUGGAAAUCAUAAAAAGCCUAGAAUAAAGCCGACUGUGUUCGAAAGUGUCUAAAGCCCGUGAAUGUGCUUAUCACACCGCAAUCAAACCUGUUGGCUGGUUGAGUUCCGAUCAGUGUCAUGCACGUCUGUAAGCAGCAAAGGUUACCUGCAAACAGCAUGCUAAUUAUGCAAACGCAGCAGCUAUACGAUGGGAUUUGAACAGGCUCUUUGUACUUCCCCUCUUGGGGGGGGGGGCUGGUCAGAGGUAACAGAAGAGUAGAAAAGACAGGCGUUACCGGUGAGGGAGAAACACUCACUAUGACCUGUGUCAGCAGAUCUCUUCCAGUUCUUCCAGUCAGGGAGCGCUGUUGGAUCUCCUCGCUUCCACUCUGCACUACCAGAAUGGUUGAGCCCAGCCCUCCAGCACUUCACAUUCACUCCAGUGGGGAUGUCAACAUGGCAGGCGUUGGUGUCAAAGUAGAACGUGAAGACUCUGGGGGAGGGGCUGCAGUGGAUACCAGUGGCGAACUUCGUAAAACGUCUCCUUCGCGUGAUUGGUCAGGAACUCAGCCCCUUGAGGCUCGCCAGUUGACCCCACCACUGUCUCGCUCCCCUUCAGAGGGAUCUCCAGGGAAAGACCUGCCUCACAGACAGAGCCCCAUGGGACUGAAGGAACCUAGGAUGCAUGAUCGAUCAGAGGGACAAUCCAACUUGAAAGAAGUGAUGCCUACCAUUGAGAAGCUGCUGAAUGCUGACUGGAAGGACAAACUCCUGGAUAAAAGCACAGUGGGGUCAGGACAGCUGAAAGGUACCCCCGAAUCUCUGGCAGAGAAGGAGCUCCAGCUGUUGAUGAUGAUCAACCAGCUGAGUGGUCUGAGGGAGCAGCUCCUGGGAGCCCACUCUGAGCAGAGAAACAUGGCCGCCCUGUUGCUGGAGAAACAGCAGCAGCAGAUGGAGCUGGCUCGGCAACAGCAAGAACAGAUCGCCAAGCAGCAGCAGCAGCUCAUCCAGCAGCAGCACAAGAUCAACCUGCUUCAGCAGCAGAUCCAGCAGGUGAACAUGCCCUACGUGAUGAUUCCAGCUUUCCACCCCACCACCCAACCCCUCCAGGUCAACUCUGACCCCCAGAUGACCUUGCCACUGCAACCGAUCCCCUGCAAGCCGACUAUGGACUACUCCAUGCAGCUGCUGUCAAACACUCACCCCACCCCCGUGAAGAGAAGCAGUGGUUCCCUCCGACAGGAAGCAAGUCAGCCCUUGAACCUGACCUCCAAGCCCAAGGGUCUGGAGCUGGGGAAGACACCCAGUCCACAGAGCCUGGAGCUGGGAUCACUGGCGCUGCAGGGGGCAUACAGACCCAGAGAUCUCCAGAGAGAGAUCUCCCACAGUCCACCACGAUCUGCGCUCAGUUUCCUGGGAGACGGCGACGUGGUCACCCAGGCUAUCCACGAUGCCCAGCAGCUCCUGAGGAGCCACGGCAGUGCGGGGCGGGAGAGGGACCGGGAGAGAGAAGUUGGCGGAAAGGCGGAUUUUAAGGUUUCUCCUCGCAAUGAGAGGAUGUCUCAGAGUGAGAGAGGUGAGAACAGACAUGGCCUGCCGUCCACUGAGGACCACCUCAGCAGUGAUUCUGAGGGUACCCUGAACGUUUCGGUCCCAGGCGGCUACGCUGAGGCACGGCCGCCUCCCUCCUCAGGCCACAUAAAGAGACCCAUGAAUGCCUUUAUGGUGUGGGCCAAGGACGAGCGCAGGAGGAUCCUGCAAGCUUUCCCUGACAUGCACAACUCCUCCAUCAGCAAGAUCCUGGGCUCGCGGUGGAAAGCCAUGUCUAACCAGGAGAAGCAGCCUUACUACGAAGAGCAGGCGAGGCUGAGCAGGCAGCAUCUGGAGCGCUACCCCGAUUACAAAUACAAACCCCGACCCAAACGGACCUGCAUAGUGGAGGGACGGCGGCUGCGGGUGGGCGAGUACAAGGCCAUGAUGAAGAGCCGCCGGCAGGAACAGAGAGGGACCUACGGGCACAGUCAAACGGAGCCACAGCAGAUCCAUUACCCCCACAGCGAUGGCCAGUACCCAGGGGGUAGCAGCUCGGUCUCUGUCGCUACCAUGCCUUUUCACCCCGCGCUACUGGAGCAUUACCUGCCGCAAGUCCCGCCCAUCCCUCGCAGAGCUGAGGGACAGACCACACCCACCUCUCUGCCUAGGGAGAGAGAGCGGGAACGCAAGAGGGAGCGACCGCCAUACAGCGAAGGAGAGGAAAGUGAUGGGGGAGAGAGGAGUGAGGGGGAACUGGUGCUCCUAACGGACUAAAGAAAGGCAACUGGUAGAGGACCCAGGAAAAGGAAAAUUAAAGAUGAGGGAUAGGAUGAGAGGGGGGUAGCUGAGGUGGGCGGGUUGCUCUUUGAUGAAUGGCAGUCAGAGAGGAGGAAUGGAGGAUGAACUAAAGAAAUGGUGAGGGAGUGUGUGAAUGGGGGAAUAAAAAAGUAAACGUCAUACUCGCCCCGUUGUAAAUUAGCCUAUUCUCCAGUAAAACCUCGCCUACACAAACGCAUAAAGGCAAGCUUUUAUCAUUUCCCUUUACACGUAUCAUGUCAUCACAUGCUUUGUGUCAAAACUUUGGAGUUAUAUUUAUGAAGGUUUAUCAUUUAAUCCCUUCUGCUUCUUGUUUUCUCCCCAUGUUGACUUAUGGCAAACAAAAUGCCCCCACAGGGACUGGAAUUAAAGCAGAUUGAUUAAAAGUUCAGCAGAGUGCCUGUUUCCUCCUGUCAGACAGCUGAGGAUCAGCCACUCUGGGGUUCAGUAUGUCAGCUUUGCCACCUGCUGGAGAAGAGUGGUUAUUACUACUGUUGCCACACAUCCUAUUUAAGCUACACCACAAAUCAAACUGGAGGGAUAAAAUAAUUUGGUGAUUAAAGGUGCAUUUCAGCAGUUUUGGUACUGUGUGCUUUACGGGAUUAAAAAAUAAUGGUCAUAUUCAGUAACAGUUGCCUCGGGCCAUAGGAUGGUUCAAGGCUGAAAAAAAUAUAUCCUAUAUGCACACUGUCACUUAAAUGUGUGUGCGUUUGUAACUCAGGCUUUAUGUUAGAAAUGUUCAGUCUUUAAGCUCAUCACUGCACACAAAUGUGAUGCACUAAAAGUAAAGGAUAAACAGCCUGCAGGAGGCUGAAACAGCAGGUAGGGCAGCAGCAGUAUUAACAUGUCAGGGGGAGAGAUUCAGUCAUCUGGCCAGCAGACACUGCUGCUACCUUCCCUGAGUCUGUGCAGUGAGCGUUGAGAGUGCUUAACUCUCUCUGACUUUGCUUAGUCUAGCUAACGACAAAAAGCACAGAUUGCGUUUGGCACACUCUUAUUCUGCAUUUGCACCAGUUGGAGAGUUAGCAUGAAAGGUUUAUCUCAACAAUCCUUCUCCCCAAAUUUGCAUGAUCCAUGUUCGAUCUGAGCUAUCAGCCUUUCUACACAUCCAAUUGGCAGUUGUUGCAGAUCUGCAAGUCACUUUGCAAACCACCUUUCCACAGGAUUCUCCUUAUGUACUGAAUCUGAACUAAUCCAUUGUCAUAUCUGCCGCUCUGUUGUGCACAGGGCCCUCCCAUCUCUGGCUUUCUAUGUAUGGAGUGGAAGGGCGUCCCAGAAUAGUGACAUGCCAUAUAUAAAUAUAUAUACGACAAUCUUUUAUGUGUAUAGAUUUAUAUAGCACCAGCCAAAAGCAAAGCUAGCUUUGAGCUGAUAAAGCAGGACUUCAUUCAGGGUAGUUCAGGACGUGCUUUUUUCAAAAGUCUUUUUCUGGUCAGACAGGCCUUGUUGCCCAAAAGUAACGUACAAUUAAUCAACACUGCAACCUCACCAUCAUCCUCCCACAUCUCACUGUUAGUUUGAGCCAUGCUGCUGUCAUCGUGUGUCCAUCAGUGCCCUCUCCACAGCAUGGUGGGCUAACUUCAGCCUAUCCUAUUUUUUUAUACCUCUGUUUGCUUCUUUGCAUGUUUACUGGAUGUCGUGUUGAACACCUCGUAUCUGUGUAUCCAAAUGUCUGCUGUGUUUUUCUUCUGAGAUGCAGCCUCUCGCAGCAUUAUUAUUAUUAUUAUUAUCAUUAUUAUCACUAUGCUUUUUUUUAAUCUUUAAAAAUGUUUGUCAAUUUCAUCUAAAAAGGCUAAAGUAUUCCUUUCAUCGUCUUUUACGUUCCUGUUCCUGUAACAGAGAGGCAGAUCAUCCCCAAAACUGUGAGGCUGUGUCCCUAAUCACUGCUUCUCUCCUGCCUUAGAUCUGUUAUACACAGCAGUCAGCAGCAGGUUUUUGGACAACUGACCUUCAUUUUGCAUUGUUGAGUAGUGCAAUGCCAUUUAACACACACUCAUACACAUGUGUGUGUGUGUGUGUGUGUGUGUGAGUGUGUAUGAUGUAAACUGAGAGUGCAGUAUAGAGUAAUUAGGGAGUGGUUUUGGACACAGCCUGUGCCUCAGAUUGGAGAGAGAGCUGUUGUUUAUUGGUACAAAACCCCCAUUUCCUUAUGAUGGGAACAAAUGUUUAUCUAUAAAAAUUUAUAUAUAAUAUUACCCAAAGCAAAAGGAAGGUAGAUUUAGCAAUGAGAACUCCAGACACCAUAAUCAUCCCUGCAUCCUUAGUAACAUUUACUUCUCGUAAGCACUUACUAGUGUGUAUUCUUUAGCAAGUUUAACAUGCUGAAAAAGCAAAACUAGGUUUUUUGCAGUUAGUCUGCAUGUAAAAGAUGGACUGGGACUUUACCCAUUUGUUUUGCACUUGUGACUGAUGCCAUGUUAUUUCUUUUAAAUUAGUAAUUAGCUAAUGCUGGCAAGCUUGGCUAGCAAGUUACAAAUAUGGACAGGUGUAACUGACUGCUUAACAUUGCCAAUUAGGUUUUUUUAGGCAACCCCCCCCCC